UGCAGUUGACUUUGAGCAUGCGUAUAUAUUUAUAAGUGACGUUGAAGAAAAUAAUAUAAAUAAUCUCAAAUUUUAAUAAUAUUUCUUUUGAUAGCAAAUUACUAGAUUAAAAUAGCUUAGCAUAAGGGCAAAAAUGGCAAAUCAUUAAAUCAUCCCAAAUUUUUCCCGAAUCGAUAGUGAUUAGGUUCUCGAUUCAUAGCUUGGAUCAAGUAACAGAAUCUCCGUUUGUUAAUUGCCGAUACAAUCAUCUUCUCCAGAUCCAAAUCAUUGUUUUUUUUUAUUUUUUUUUCGUAUUUCCCCAAAUGAUUCCUUUACUCUUCACAUCUUCAAGUUUCCUCAGCCACUGAAUUCACAUUGCUUUUUGCUCAACUACUGUAUUUAAUCAUCAAUUUCUGCUAAUUGAGCGCGGAGUUUGGCAUUUGAUUUUACGUGAUGCGGUUUUUUAGAAGUUUUUGAAGGAUCACAAAUCAUUAUUGACGAUUGAUGAAUGCAUAUUUGUAAGAGCAAGUUCCCAAUUUCGAGGGCGGCUUCUGUGUGUUCACGAGCGCUCGUUUGUUGGAAUUUACCCCGCUGCCGCCUCUCUGUUUGCGGAAUGUUGUAGAAUUGAUAGUUAUUUAAGUAAUUUGAUUAUUGAGUCUUACAUUUGGAUAUCGUAAAGGGAGUUGAAUUUGAAGAAGAAGAAGAGCCAUGAGUUCUGCUUCAACGAAAGAAUUAUCCAAAAAUGCUUAUCCGAAGACACUUUUGUCGAUUGUUGCUUCAUUUGGAGGGCUAGCCAUGUUUCUUCUACUCGCCUCAACUGUCUUGGUCUCGCAACCUAUUGGUUCUACUGUUCGCGGAUAUUUUUAUGGUGUCGACAGCUCAAAUAAGAUCGAUUCAGAUUCCUCCCUCAGACAUUCAGUUCCUGAACCUAGUGACAUUGUAGGAGAAUCCAAUUCAACUUUUUCGCCUGGUAAUGAAAAUGAAGUUAUUUCUCAGAAAGGUGAUACUAAAUCUGCUGAAUCUGACAGAAGUGAUGGCGAGGGAACUUUGUUCGAAAAACACCGGCCUCCUCAAUCUCAGGAUAAGAAUGAUGUGUCAGAUUUAGGACAAUUAGAAUCUGAGAAUUUGAAUGAUAAGUUUCUACAUUCUAAGGAAACACGAGAAGAGGAUGGCAAUAAAAGUUCGUCUUCCGAUAAUGCACAAACAGAUUUAAAAGACGUUGUGGAGUCUUCUGCGGCUACCACCAGCUCGAGUCAAGCCAAUGUUGCUGAUUCAGAUUGUGAUCUUUACCAAGGCAAAUGGAUUUUUGAUCCAGCUGGACCAUUGUAUACGAAUAAUUCAUGUCCAGUGCUCACUCAGAUGCAGAACUGUCAAGGGAAUGGAAGACCAGACAAAGAUUACGAGAAUUGGAGAUGGAAACCGUCAGAGUGUGACCUACCUAGGUUUGAUCCGAAGAAGUUCUUGGAGUUAAUGAGAGGAAAAACAUUAGCUUUCAUUGGUGAUUCAGUGGCAAGAAAUCAGAUGGAAUCAAUGCUCUGUAUCCUGUGGCAGGUUGAGGUUCCCAAAAACCGAGGCAACAAAAAAAUGCAACGCUACUAUUUCCGAUCCACCUCUACAAUGAUUAUUCGAAUAUGGUCCUCCUGGCUUAUCCAUCAAACAACCGAACCAUUCGAUUUUGCUCCAGCUGGCGUAACUAAGCUCCAUCUCGAUGCACCCGACGAGGGGUUCAUGCAAUACAUCACAGAUUUUGAUGUUAUUGUCCUGUCUUCUGGCCACUGGUUCGCAAAGCAAUCAGUGUACAUAUUGAACAACGAGAUUGUAGGUGGGCAGCUUUGGUGGCCAGACAAAUCCAAAAAACAGAAGAUCAACAAUAUCGAAGCUUUUGGAGUAUCUGUCGAAACAAUUCUCACUUCAAUGGGCACACAUCCAAACUACACCGGUCUCACAAUUCUCCGAAGCUUUUCGCCGGAUCACUACGAAGGCGGAGCAUGGAACACUGGUGGAUCGUGCACCGGAAAAGUCAGCCCCGCUUCGGAAUUAGUCGAAAAUGGAUUUACCAAUAUCAUGCACGAGAAACAGGUGAAUGGUUUUAACAGUGCAGUGAAGAAAAUGAAUAAUAAAUCAAGAAUGAAAUUAAUGGAUAUUACGGAAGCCUUUUCAUAUAGGCAUGAUGGGCAUCCGGGCCCUUAUCGAAGCCCGGAUCCUAAUAAAAUUACCAAGAGGGGCCCGGAUGGUAAGCCCCCACCACAGGAUUGCUUGCACUGGUGCAUGCCUGGACCAGUCGAUACAUGGAAUGAGCUGGUAUUUGAUAUUAUACGAAGAGAAUUCGACGACAGACAGAGAAAUUCAUCUUGAGAUUACGUAACCACACGAUUCUGCUCUUCGAUACAGAGAUACAUAUAUUAUUAUUUUUUUAAUCUUUAGAGUACUUUGAAUUAGAAAAGAUAAUGUAACUUAUGGCUAAGGUGAGGGUACCGUUUUGUAGUUAUAAGCUUAUUAUUUUGCUUAAUGUUAUCAUCCUCUGUGUUUAUCUGGUUCUGAAGGAUGCAAAAAUAAUGAUAAAUAAUGUAAUAUUAAUAUAUAUAUGUGACAUUAAUAUGA
Messenger RNA from Erythranthe guttata (spotted monkey flower), 2580 nucleotides. It is a transcript of the gene YLS7, whose product is annotated as trichome birefringence-like protein (DUF828). Lineage: Eukaryota; Viridiplantae; Streptophyta; Magnoliopsida; Lamiales; Phrymaceae. Gene Ontology annotation, cellular component: Golgi apparatus. The record is from RefSeq and is a predicted model, not a curated record. Gene Ontology annotation, molecular function: O-acetyltransferase activity.